Corythoichthys intestinalis (scribbled pipefish) is the source of this 2996-nucleotide messenger RNA. RefSeq names its product nuclear factor of kappa light polypeptide gene enhancer in B-cells inhibitor, alpha b (gene nfkbiab). The transcript is spliced from 6 exons. The record is from RefSeq and is a predicted model, not a curated record. Bases 127 to 1071 code for a protein of 314 amino acids. Gene Ontology annotation, biological process: toll-like receptor 4 signaling pathway; cellular response to tumor necrosis factor. Lineage: Eukaryota; Metazoa; Chordata; Actinopteri; Syngnathiformes; Syngnathidae. Gene Ontology annotation, molecular function: NF-kappaB binding. Gene Ontology annotation, cellular component: cytosol.
CUGGAAAUCCCCCACCUAGUGGCUAUAACCCCGCCCUGCAGUUCAGCCACACACAGAGGCCAUUAAACACUACUUGAGAACAGUCGACGCGUCCGAAUCGAGCGAGCAUCCCUGCUAAACGAUCCCAUGGCCCUUCACAGGAACACAAACCAAAUGGAUUUUAACCGGGAGUCCAAAGAAGGGAAACCGUCGACGGAAGAGCGACUCGACAGCGGCAUCGACUCCCUCAAAGAAGAGGACUACCGGGCUGUAGCAGAAGAGAUAUGUCGCCUGCACAUCGAAUGCGAGCCGUCGCCACAAAAACAGUUAAAUUAUGGAGCCGCCGAGAGCCAAGAAUGGAAAACGCAAGUCACCGAGGACGGGGACACGCUACUCCACUUGGCUAUUAUCCACGAGGCCAAGGACUGCAUCAGAAAAAUGAUCCAGCUCUCCAAGAACACAGACUUCCUCGACUUCCAAAAUGACCAGCGGCAGACACCUCUUCAUUUAGCAGUCAUAACAAACCAGUCAGACGUGUGCCAGCGCCUCCUGGCCGACGGCUGCGAUCCCACGUUGGUGGACGAUGGCGGGGACAUGCCGAUCCAUAUCGCCUGUCGCCACGGGAACCUGCCCUGCUUUAGCGUCCUCACGCAGUUUUGCCGUCAGGAGCAUCUUCAAAAAAUGAUGACGGCAUGCAACUACCAAGGUCAGAACUGCCUCCACUUGGCCUCGGUUCACGGUUUCCUCUCGAUGGUGGAGAGUCUCGUGGAUCUGGGAGCUGAUGUUGAUGCAAAGGAGCAGCGCAACGGCCGCAGCGGGCUGCACCUGGCGGUCGACCAGCAGAACCUGGCGUUGGUCAAACUGUUGCUGAAGAAAGGAGCAGACCCCAACCUCCUGACAUUCGGCGGUCACACCCCUUUCCACCUAACCUACGGUCGCGGCAACGACGACAUCAAAAGGGAACUGUUCUCGUUGACCCGUCCCGACCUGAGGGAGUUACCCGACAGCGAAUCGGACGACAGCGAGGACGAAGAGGAUGCAGAAUCGGACGACGAGGUGCCUUAUGAUGACAUCCAGUGGAAUGGCCACUAGCAGGAAGAAAUGAAAUGUGACCAAGAGGAUGAAGUUUAAAAGAAAAGGCCUCGGGAUAUCUACUAGUUGCCUCGUGGUAUAGCGGAAGGCGUACAGACGUCUUGUGACACAAACAGUGGACAGCAAAGAGAUGCAGAAAAGAUAAGAGGCAGCUGUAGGAGCUUAUUAAACAGAGGGGCAGCACAGCGGGAGCGCAUGGGAACGCGCCGUUCGAGCAUGCGGCUUGUUUUUAUGGCUGCCAAUCAUUUACAAGCAGCUCUCUUGUAUCAUAUUGUAAAUGCUGUGUAUACAAAGAUGUAUUUUCUAUGGAAGCUGUGACUGUGUACAGUAGAACAGGUUGUAAAUGUUAGACAGCAAAACUCCAUUUAAAUUAAAAACUCAUAUUUAACAGUAAAAAGUGGUCUAAGCAAUGCAUAUGUACAGAAACAUUGCAUUUAACAGUAGUACUGUCUGUGAACGCCCAUCUUCUAAUGCCACUGACGGUGCUGGAUGUCUAAUUCAUUUUGACUGGGUGCGCCAUCAAUGAGUUAAGUUUCGAUUCUUCAUUAUUAGAUAAUUCCCCGUAUUGUCAUGCAGCAAAGGCUGAGCUGGAAUGAGGAACUUGCCACGCAUGGACAUGAAACCUUGGUGGAAUUUUGUUUGCAGAAUGAAGAUUGGUUAACCAGGAAGCUUUGGGGUGUGUGAGCUAACAGGAAAUUCCUAAGAACACUCAGCUGUUCAUCGCAUUCCAUCCUCUGGUGCUCCAAAGAAGGGAAUCUCUGCCUAACAGGAUGUUUCAGUCAAGAUAAAAGAGGGGGUUUCAAGAGUUUCGCUAUGAGAUUUCACAAUAGUCUUUGUUCUGCUCUGAAAUUUACCAAAAAUGCCAGUUGUCAUGCAUACAUAUAAUUUUGGGUUUGUGUAUUUUGUUCACGGCAGUCAUGAAGUCUAAUGAAUAGAAUUUUUUUGUUCAUCUGUAUUUUAAUGUGCACGUUCAAGGAAUUCUAGUAAGGCACAGCCAUUUCUGCGGGACUUCAUAUGAACACCUGUCUUCAGUGUCGUCAUAGGGGAUAUGCCACGUCUCCCCCGAAGUCUGCACUAUGGUGUCGCAGCUGGGGACGCUCUGAACAUACAAACACAUUGAAUAUAAGUAUCUCCAAAUUCUCUCUCGUGUCCUCUUCUUCCUCACCUGAAAUCGGACCCUCCUCCCUGCCGCAAUGCGUCCGUACGCGACCAUCUGAUGGCCCCUUUGCCAUUUGAAGAAAAGUCGCCUGGUGGCUUCGUCCGGCAAGCAUGCCUUGUGAUCUCUCAUCAGGUCUUUACUCACGAAGCGACAGUGGUUCCCCGAAUGCAACGUUGCGUAUAGCAAGAAGGGGUCAUCUUCUGAUCUGAUGGGAAGAGAAGAAAACGCUAGUCUGUAAAUAAAAAAGUUGUAACAACAGAGUGUCAUUUAAUCUUACAUGUUGUCAGUGAAAAAGCAAUGAGCUUUCUGCUGGAUCAGGUUCAUGUUUUGUCUGGACCAAGAUCUGGAGGGCUGCAACAUGUGUUUCCUCCCCAGCACUAGCACAGUCAGACCCUGUAGCUUGAGCUCCGAGACAACCGCCAGCAACUAAAAACAUACACAAAACCUAUAUUAGCUCAUUGACGGAGCUAGACAUCCAAACCAUUUGAAGUGGUUGGACGUCUAAUGGUAAUAAACCCAUUUAAAUUCACCUCAUCUGUGACAUAUAUGCCGUCAUUUUCGGACUAAAAGCCGCUACUUUUUUCAUCAUUUUUAAUCCUGCGUUUUAUAGUACAGUGCGGCUUAUUUGAUUUAUUUGGGUUAAUGGGCAACACGUGCCUCUUAGCAUGCAUUGCAGCGCUACAGAUGUAAAAAUUCAUGUUCUCUUCUAAUUAUUUAUUCAGGUACUGUUCCAGUUGAAUUAAUUGCUUGCUAUGGUAUUUGGUAA